GUCGGCAACAUAACACAGCAGCAUAUUUUGUUAAGGAGCUGAUAUUUUGUUAAAAAAGUGAUUUUUACGCAAUAGUUUUAUACUGCACAAUUCUGGAAUAUAUAGCGUAUUUCGUUGAAGACAUGGACUUAAAACGUUUGGCAUGCAAAACGGGCUUGGGUGAUGGCCCAGAUGCCAAGCGCGCAACAGCUGCAGAUGCAGAUGAUGACCUUCUGCAGCUGGAUCAGGAAUCAGGUAUAGAUAAAGAUACGAGCGAUGCACAGCCAGAAUGCUUGCAAAUGGAAGUUACCAAGGAAACGGAUUGUGAUAGCCUAAAAGCUGAGCGCGAUAAUCUAUCGCCCAGCAAUCAUGUGGCGCCCUACACUGGCAACGGAUGUGCGCCUUCAUUAGAGUCUUUUAUGUUUCAACAGACACCUGCUGGUAGCCAGCUCUGCUCCUGGAUGUCAAAUACUGAGUCAAAGACCUCCGCCAAUGAUGGGCAAACUUUAUUUGAAUCGGACAAGGACUCCAAAUCGAAUACACAGACUGCCAAGCUAAAUCGCAAGGCACUCACCAAUUUACGUCGUCAGAAUGCAUUGCGCGCCCUUGAGCUGGAGCGCGAACUGGCCACAAAGACACCGCAGGCACCGACGCUGCUUGUACGAUUUCCAGAUCCAAAAAUAAGCGUUGCUUCGGUCAGUGAGUUCUCGGAGAGCAUUCGCGAUGUGGUCUUUCCCACAAAUGUGGCGCAGCGUUAUUGUUUGGUCCAUUUGAAGGCUGGCGCAAAUGUCGAGCGUACCAUAGAGGAGUUAAAGCAAGUUCGCUUCGGUCAUGGCCGUUUGCAUGCUGAACUGAAGACAUUCACCGAUGAGGAGCAGGCUGAAUGUAUUGAUCCCUGCUCACUAUAUGUGAGCAACAUACCAUUCAAUAUGAAUGCUGCCGAUAUUAAGGUGUUUGUCAACUCCAUGCGUGUUGAUAUCGGUGUUAUGAAACGCCAGAAGCGCGCACGUUAUGCAUUUGUACGCUAUGCCAAUGCCGAGAUGGCUAUGGAUGCCUUCAGAGACCUGGUGCGUCGUACACUCAACAAUCGCAUAUUGACCGUACGCUAUCGUCGCCUACGCAAACGCUUAACCCAUCCAACUGCGGCCUCGAUGUGUGCCAUCUCCAAUCUGACAAUUGAUACGAUUGCCACCGACGAUGAUGCUGUUGAAUGUCGCGUAAUUUCACCACCACCAGUGGAGUCGAUUACCAUCAUGGACAGUGAUGACGAGGGUCACCAUUGUGAAUCGCAUAGCGUUGUUAGCCUAAGCAGCAGUAUUCCCCACAAGAAGCGUGAGAGUAAAAUGACCGCUCAGGAGAAAGAGAUACAGCGCCUCAAAUUGCAGGUGGCUGAGCAUGGAGCUAUCAUAAGGAGCUUACAAAAGAGAGAAGGCAGUAUUGCCAAUGUUAUAGCUAAAAUUGAGCCACAAUCUGACCUGACCACAGAUAAAUCUUCAUUGAUGCAGCGUUCACUAUCGCCGUGUUCUAGUUAUGAUAUCAAAAUGGAAAAUGAUUAUUUAGGUAUUGCUCAGAAUACGCCCGAACCGGAGCCGGACUUCUUACUCGAUGCCGUACCGAAUUCGCCCUAUCGCGGCACAACUUGCCCAAUUGACGGCAUGGAGGGCCCCAUCAAAUCAUCCGAUUGUUUUGGCUGGUUGAUUUCAGGUCUCGGACGUCGCAAGAGCACAAAAUCUAGUGCGCAGCAGCUACAGAAACAGUCAAACAACAAUAGCAUUAACAACAGCAACAACAGCAACAGUAACAAUAACAACAGCAACAUCAACAUCCACAAAGAGAAUAAAAAUAAGAAAACUCCAAAAGUUGCCAACUUGGAGGUGCUUCAUGCGCAAGUCGAAGCCGAUUUGGAUACAUAGAUAGGAUAGGAUUUAUGUAAAACCUACCAAAUUGUAGCACCUCAAAAUUAUUUGCGUAUAAGACUUUAUAAUUUAAUUCACCAUCAGCUUCAUAUAAUCAUAUAUACAUAUGUGUGUGUUAUAUGUGCCCCAGUAGUAGUAAUAGUAGUCUUCGUCACAAUAGAUAGUGAAGCAAUAGGGAUUUAUACCGUGUAAUAGUGUUUUAACAUUCAUAUUUAUUUAUAUUUUUUGUUUUUCGAUCACUUUUGCAAAACGUACAAUUCUAAGUAAUUGUAACACACA
This is a messenger RNA of Drosophila hydei, 2174 nucleotides long. RefSeq names its product protein painting of fourth (gene Pof). Gene Ontology annotation, cellular component: cytoplasm; nucleus. Bases 123 to 1892 code for a protein of 589 amino acids. The record is from RefSeq and is a predicted model, not a curated record. Lineage: Eukaryota; Metazoa; Arthropoda; Insecta; Diptera; Drosophilidae. Gene Ontology annotation, molecular function: mRNA binding. The transcript is spliced from 4 exons.